Molecule: messenger RNA, 2230 nt
Organism: Paramecium octaurelia
Lineage: Eukaryota; Ciliophora; Oligohymenophorea; Peniculida; Parameciidae
Source: the annotation of a GenBank genome assembly
AUGAAAAUUUUUAAGUCGAUUUUCUAAAAUAAGAAGGAAGAAGCUAAUCUAGACCUUAAAGUAGAAUACUCUUCUAUUUAUGAUGCCAAUUCCUAAACUGUCAAGUUAGAAGACAUCAAGGCUGUCAUUUAAAAUGAAAGAAAGCGAAAGCUACUAUUCAGCAGAUAAACCACUUCUAUACUUGAAGAAUUGAAAGUCUUGUACACCAUUCAUAUGAUGUUAAUUGCAGACUAAAUUAGUGAUUUUGAUUAAGUAACAUUAAGCUUUCAGCAAGGAAAGGUACAGAAUAUACGCUAAAGAAGAUAAUUUUUGGAAAGUCUUAAGAUCACCGAAACCUCAAAACUUGUUAGGCUAAUCACACUGUAACCCACUAAACUCAACAAUAGCAAUAAACUAUUAUGUAUUUGAAUUCUUCAGAAGUAUUAUCUAAUAUGAUGUCUAGUUUCCCUCAUAAUUUGAUGAUUUUGAAAAAGAAUUGACCAAACUUUAUUAUUCCUAUUUACAAAGAGCUGUGAAUAAUUGUGAUAUUUAUUACUCUUCAUAAAGAAUGUAAUAUCCAUACUAGGAUGAAUACAAUAAUAGAAGAGUUUAAUAUUUGUGGUUAUUCAAAUUAUUAAAUUUACUCAAUUUUAAAUUGGCUAUGAUUCCGCUCAUUUAAAAGAUUAUUUCCAAAUAGUUAAUAAUAUCUGUAUGACUCAUCAAUUAUAAAUAGAAUAUAGUGAAAGAUAUUACAAUCCUAAUUUAUAAGGAUUGUGUUAAUGAGUAUUUGUUUUUCAAGAAGGAAGUUGAAGAAUAACUAGAGUUUUAUUCAUAAUUUAGUGUUAAAGAUGGUAGUUUAUCAUUGAUAUUCCAUAGCAAUUAGUUUUUAUGAGUUAUUUACUCAAUUGAAAUUUGUCACAGAUAGACUAAAAUUGUUUCAUAAUUUAAGAUCAUUAUUUAUUAAGCACGAAAAAAUUAGAGAAUUUACUUGGUUUGUUUUAGAUAAGCAAUUAGAAAAAGAUAUAGAAACCUAUAUACAGAAAGCAAAACUAAUUAAUACAACAUAAUUCAAAAACAGUUUAUAAGUUCCAAACUAAAAAGCCGCAUACGAACAUCUGUCAAAGUAAUUACAAUAGCCUAAACCUUAAAAAGUAACAUAGCAACCUACUUUAAAAGGACAUCUAUUAAAAGCAAGUAUUAUCUCCAGAAAAUCCAAAGAAAAAGUAGCCGUCCAAACAAAAUAGUUAGAGACUUUAUUACCAAUAUUGAUAACAAUUAGGAUCUCAAAUAUUUUAUUUUUUUAAAACAAAAUCACAAAAAGUAUUAUUAUAUAUAUUUAAGAUCAUUAUUUUAUUAUAAAUGAUAAUUUUAGGUUGCAUAUCACAUUAGUUUCCAUUUUUAUAAUUAAAAAUUGUUUUUGUCUAUGUUAUAUUCAGAUUAGAAUGAUUAUAAUUAGUUUAGCCAAGUAGCCGAUAUUUCAUUAAACAGUGUUGAUUAAAGUUAAAGUCAGUAUGAUCGAUUCUAAGGCAAUGCAGAGAACAAUUAAAAGGAAUAAAAGGAAGUGGUCUCUGUUUAAUCUAUUAGAAUUCCAUUUAAUAAAGUAGACUUCAUCUAAUAACCAAUAAUGGCAAAAAGGUUUCUAUAAUGUUUAUAUUAAUAGGAUCAUGCCUGCAUACAUUAAAAAGAUGGAUAAUUGCUAUGCAUUCUUUAUUUUUGAUCUAUUGUUAAUGGAGGCAAAAAAGAUGGGAUUAUUUAAUUAAAAAUUCAUUAUUAAUUCGGAAAGUAAAACACUUGUUGGAAAAAUAAAAAUAAUUGAUGGAGGAAAACUUUAUGUUUUUUAAGAUGGUGGAAUGAGUCCAAGGAAAUGUACAAAUUAAGCAUUUUACAGAAAAUAUUUGGGUAGUAUUUGCAAAUAAAAUGAAUUAAAAGUAAUAUUAAAUUCAUACUAUAGUGUCACAUUCCAAAAAUAAAUUAAUAAAAUAAUUAAAUUUAUUCUUAUUCUCCUGUCUAUUUUAAGAAAAACAAAGAAAUCAUUUAGUAAAAUAAUUAAUUUUUUGAAUUUUACAACAUCUUUAAGUUUUCAAAAUAAAAUUUAUGGUCAAUUCUAUACAAAAAAGAACUCACAUCAGAUCAUUUCUUGAUAAAAAUACAAAAAACGGAUGAAAACACAUUUGAAGUACUAUAUACAGCACCCAUUAAUCAUUUGUAAGCCUUCCAGAUUAGUAUUUCUAUAAUACAAAUUAUUUCUUGA